AUGAAGUACACCUACGACAUUGUCCAGUGGGACAGAUUCAACUGGUACCCAACAAUGGUUUUCUGCGACAUGGAUCCCGAAGCUCUUGAACGUCACUCUGCCCACAUUCGUGAUUUGUGUUUCUAUCAGCCCUUGAUAUGGCAAUACCGCAGCCCAGCAAAGCGAUUCAAAGAGAUACAUCUUCACCCGGCCGGAGACUGGAUGGUACCCAAUGCUCUCAAAUUCGUUUUCUGCGCCAUCAACCGCGCAAGACGUGGGAAGAAGAUCUUCCUUGAGCUGCCCAAGGACUUUACGCUUGCAGUCCAGGUGCAUCAGGUCUUGAUUGUUUUGCAGGUUGAGGAUUGCAUUGGUCCUAUGCACGGCCAUGUCAGACAAAUCAUCAGAGAGAGGCCGCUGACUACCAUGGAGCUCGAGACUGUCUGGUCUUGUCUCAGGUUUAUCGCUCCGAAGAUCCAUGAAUUCGCUCUUCAGAUGCGAUUCGAGCAAUCAAAACAGAUGUGGUCUUUGGGACCAGUGAUCGAAGAUCAAGAGGCGAAAGAGAGAGUGGUCGAACAUGACACGGACAUGGCAACAUCAUCAGCAGAAGACACUCUAGUCGGCACAGAGUCAGACCCAGACGCAAAGAUGAUCGCAGAAGACAUCGACACUGACCCAGAAGACAUUUGCUAUGAUGCAGACGAAGAAUCUGCUCAAGAAGCCGAGGGAUUCAUCACAGACUUCGAUCUCCGACGCACCACCAGCGAGCCUUACUUCAAGCAAAUGUACAAAAUCGACAUCAGCGCAUUUCGUGAAUGCGAAGACGAAGAGCCAGAACAUUGA
Messenger RNA from Aureobasidium vineae, 819 nucleotides. The record is from the annotation of a GenBank genome assembly. Lineage: Eukaryota; Fungi; Ascomycota; Dothideomycetes; Dothideales; Saccotheciaceae.